AUGGCACGAGGCGGAGACUCGGAAGGAACGGUGGCUCUACCACGGUUAGAAGAUAUCCUACGUCACCCAGAAGACCUGGACAAGAUCGCCGGACUGAGGGCGGAAUACUCGCGGAAAAAGGCAGCCGUCGAUUCACAGCUCCGAGAAGGCCUCCGGGGUCAACUGGAGACAGUACAACGCAGCAUCGGCGCGCUAACCGAAGGUCAGCGCCAGGUUUCGAAGACAAAAGAUGAACUCCAGGGGAUUGACAAACUAUGCGCGGAAUCACAAUCCAGCGUCGAGGAUUUCUCCCAAAUUGAUCGACUUGCCAAAGUGCAGAGGAACUUCGAGGCGGUCUUGACGAUGAAGAAGGGGCUGGAGAACUUUAGUGAGAAUCUUGCCGAGGUUGAGAAUCUCCUGAAAGAGGAUGAUGAUGAUCUCGAGAACCAGCCGAAUUUACUGCGGGCUCAUAUGCAGAUAUCUAAGUUGAGAGAUUUCCGGGACGAGGCAAUGGAUCAGAUACGGAAGGCUCAGGACCCGAGCAGUGAAGCCACGCUGGAGGAUUACUUCCAGGGUCUGGAUAGUGUUAUCGACUGGUUCGAUGAUCAUUUGGGAACUGCUUGUAUGAAUCUGAUCCCGCUUGUGCAGUCUGACAACCCUAGUAUGGUUGUCCGCCUGGCUGUUGUUGUCAUGAACGAGGAGAAGAAGGAUGAAACGGUUCGUGCUUUGCAGGAAGCGCAGAAGGACCACCAGGAUCUGGCAGGCCGGUUCAAGUCGAUGAAUGUGGGCCCCAAAACGAAUCAGUUUGAGAAUACCAAGGAGGAAUUCCUCAGCGAUCCAGAUAUCCUAGAGAAGAGUUUUCGAUGGUUCUUCAAUGACCUUUUCUCUGUUAAGCAGGGGAUGCAGACAUUAAUGCCAAAGAAGUGGAAGAUCUACAAAACAUACACCGAUAUCUACCAUCGGAUGAUGCAUGACUUCUUCGUGGAUCUGAUCAAUGACCCUGAGCUACCCCCAGAUAAUCUUCUUUCUAUUAUCCACUGGAGCGAGAAAUACUACAAGAAGAUGAACAAACUCGGCUGGAAACAGGCAGACCUGCGACCAAACAUUCUCGAUGACCGUGAACCUGAGCUCAUUCGACAGUGGCAGAGCAUUAUCAUCAAAGCGGUCGAAGAAUGGAUGGAGAGGAUCACAGAGACCGACAGGAAAGGCCUGGUGGAGCGCAUCCCUGACUCUCUGGACACUAAUGCAGAGGGCUAUUUCCGCACCAAAACCCUUCCAGAUAUGUGGCGUAUGAUUCAUGAACAGAUCCAGGCAGCUACCGCCUCGUCCCGCACAGACCUGGUCGAAGGCAUUAUCGAUUCUAUGUUCCGAGUGCUCAAGGGACGUCAGGCCGCUUGGCAAUCACUCAUCGAAGAGGAGUGCGCUAAGUACAAGGCGCCAGGUGGCGACCAGCUUGAUGGAUUGCAGCUGUUACAGGACUGGCUUGUUGCGGUGGCUAACGAUCAGAUUGCUUGCAUCGAUGACAAUGAUGAAUCAGGGCAACUGGGCUACCUGUCGAGGUUCAAGCGCGAUUUCGAGGCGCACGUCGACCCGAAAUACAUGGCGGCGCGAGCUAUACCCGAGCUGGACGCUCUUCGCGACGGUUACGUGGAUCUAAGUACCUACUGUCUUACUCAAUUCGUCGAAAUGGUUUUUGCUGUCGAUUUCCGCUCUACUAUCCCCGAUUUCUUCACUCAGAAGUGGUAUGGCGACUUUGCCAUCAAGCGGAUCACAUCUACAUUCGAGGAUUACAUGGCCGAUUACUCGCCUGUCAUUCACCCAUCUCUUGUUGACAUCUUAGUCGAGGAGCUCUCCGACGAACUCUUGGUCCGGUACCUGUCGUCUGUGCGUAACCGCGGCGUCAAGUUCCGGCGACACACUGAUCCAUACACGGACAAGUUCAAGGACGACGUUCUCACCGUUUUCGCCUUCUUUCAAAACUAUCCGGACUCGUUUGCCAGUACCAUCAAGCAAAAGUGGCGACUCGUCGACUGGUUGGUUCGCCUGCUUGAAUCAGAGAAGGGUCCUGCCGUUGUUGCAGUCUACGAGGAUUUCAAAAUGGAAUACUGGGAUCUUCAGCUGACGUGGGUUGAGGCAGUGCUUAGGACAAGGGAUGACUUUGAGAGAAGCAUGAUCAGCGCUGUCAAGGCCAAGGCAGCAGAGUUGUCGGUGGAAAGAGGUAUGGAGACUCUUAUGAGUCGGAUGAGGUAG
Aspergillus nomiae NRRL 13137 is the source of this 2229-nucleotide messenger RNA. Its product is annotated as SNARE-binding exocyst subunit SEC6. Gene Ontology annotation, cellular component: exocyst. The transcript is spliced from 2 exons. Lineage: Eukaryota; Fungi; Ascomycota; Eurotiomycetes; Eurotiales; Aspergillaceae. The coding region runs from base 1 to 2229 and encodes 742 amino acids. Gene Ontology annotation, biological process: exocytosis; exocyst localization. The record is from RefSeq and is a predicted model, not a curated record. Gene Ontology annotation, molecular function: SNARE binding.